UCCUAGACCACUGUUUAGUUGAACAAAUACACACUGACUACUGUGAAUAUGUCAAUUAUGUUCUACGAUUUUCAUAUUUUAUUAAUAACCUGCUGUUGUGAAAAAUUUUUAUAUCCCUUUAUAGAUUUUAUACAUUCUUUUUAAUAUCUCAUGAUGGAGAAUAUAGAAAAGAAGAUACCAAGCUGCAGAAUAAGAGGUCCUGGUCCAGUCUACAAAUUGCCAACAUUAACCGGUUACACUGACCACGAUCCAUCGCGACACAGGAAUCCAGCAUACUCCAUUCGACCUAAAACUGGCAUGAGAUCUUAUUUGAUAGGACCUGGUCCUUGUUACAACGUGUCGAAAUUGACCAAGUCUGGACAAGAUAAUCCACCUGCUUAUACAAUCAAAGGCAAAGAAGCAUUGAAAUUGCGAGAUGUUGGACCGGGACCUGGAGCGUACUCGCCCGAGUUGUGUCCACCGAUAAAUCACAGUCGCAGAGCGCCAGCUUACAGUAUCAAGUCGCGGGAUAAGAUGAAGUUACUCGACGAUGGACCAAGCCCGAAUUCGUAUCUUUUACCCACGUGCAUAGGACCCAAGGUGCCCGAUAAGCGGGCCCAGGGCGCAUUUUCUAUUACUGGUCAUCGCGAGAUAAGCACGGCUAUCAUAGGUCCAGGUCCGGCCGCGUACGCCAAAUUGGACUAUAACCUGGUGAAACGUCGGAGUCCCGCAUACAGUCUGAGAGAGCGACAUUUUCUGUCGGAGAAAUUUCGUAGUCCGGCGCCGACCUUUUAUCCGCUGUACGACACGCGAAGGCGCGCACCUAUGUACUCGUUUGGCGUAAAGCAUAGCGAAUGCACCGGAAUACCUAUCAUGCAGCAGGACGAGGAUUGAUUUUGCAACUGGAAGGUCCUUGCGAUAAAAUUGCGUAUUCUCCCGGACCCAAAUAUAAACUCAAAACUCUCGUCGGUUAUGAGGGACAUUGCAUCUCGACGUUUCGAAAUCCAGCUUACACGUUCGGCAAACGUGUGAAGCACAGUUACGAGACAGUCGGCCCGGGACCGAAGUACAU
Odontomachus brunneus is the source of this 1051-nucleotide messenger RNA. Its product is annotated as outer dense fiber protein 3-like. The transcript is spliced from 5 exons. The coding region runs from base 151 to 873 and encodes 240 amino acids. NCBI's taxonomy places the organism in Eukaryota, Metazoa, Arthropoda, Insecta, Hymenoptera, Formicidae. The record is from RefSeq and is a predicted model, not a curated record.